Molecule: messenger RNA, 1410 nt
Organism: Chelonus insularis
Lineage: Eukaryota; Metazoa; Arthropoda; Insecta; Hymenoptera; Braconidae
Gene: mRpL3
Product: mitochondrial ribosomal protein L3
Exons: 7
Coding region: 216-1346 (376 amino acids)
Biological process (GO): translation
Cellular component (GO): ribosome; mitochondrial large ribosomal subunit
Molecular function (GO): structural constituent of ribosome
Source: RefSeq, a predicted model, not a curated record
UUGUGAUUCGCCCAUCUGCGUUGGUUCUUUCCUAUAAUUUUGCCGAAAUACACACAUGUGAAAACUUUGAAAAAAAAAAAAAUUGAAAAAAUAAUCGGCAUUCAUUGUUGGAUUGUAUGAAGAAAGUUAAUUUUUUUAGGAUACUUUGAACAUUAUAUACGUAACAAUUUAAAAAUAUUUUCCGCACUAAAAACACUUGAAAGUAAGUUCAAACCAUGGAGUCUCUCGUCAAAUCAUUCUCUGGAUUAAAUCUUUUGUGUAAAUUUUUAAAAACUAGAACUCAAGUUGUGAUAAUACCUAAUCGAAAUAAGUUUAUACAUGCCCAUCCAAGAAAACGUCAUCCACCAUGGUUACCGAAACAACUUCGAGUACCUUAUAAUGAAGAGCUGACAGCAGAGAAUAGGGACUUUAUAAAAGAAGUGGUAGAAUCCAAAUAUGGAGAAAAAGAUCAUUUAAGUGGAUCAACUUCACCACUCAAAAUAGAACCUAUUGAACCACGUCAAGAAUGGACACCUACUUCACGAAGAUGUGGAUUAAUUGCUAAGAAAAUUGGUGUCUAUCCCAUGUGGUUAAAAGAUGGAUCAAGAGUUACAUCUACAUUAUUACAUAUUUGUGACAAUCAUGUCAUUAAAUAUAUUCCACCUGAAGAAUGGAACCCAAUGGUACGAAGUAAACACAACAUUCCUAAAAGAAAACUGGGAUGUCUAAUAAUUGGAGCAGAGAGUGCAGAUCCACAAAAGUUUACUAAAGAAUAUUGUGGGAUGUUCAUUGAGUCUGGAGUAAUGCCGACAAAUGCAAUAAGUAGAUUUGCUGUAUCGCCGGACGCAGCAAUACAGCCAGGAACACCUUUAUAUGCAGCUCAUUAUAAGCCAGGAGAUUAUAUAGACAUUCGAGGAAAAACAGUGGACCGUGGUUUUCAAGGAGUAAUGAAACGAUGGGGUUUUAAAGGUAUGCCGGCAACUCAUGGAGUAACAAAAACCCAUAGAAGACCAGGAAAUAUUGGAUCUGGAGGGGAAAAAGCGCGUGUUAUGCCAGGCACAAAAAUGCCCGGUCAUAUGGGAAAUCGGUAUCGAAUAAUUCGAGGAGUAAAGAUACUUCGAAUCAACUAUAAAUAUAACGUGAUGUGGGUUCAGGGUCAUAAUCUUCCUGGAGAAACAAAUAAUUGGAUAACCGUUUAUGAUACAUUAUUAUAUCAUAAAAGGUAUACGAAAACAGCGCCGGUUUUCCCUACUUUUUUCCCCGGUGAUACAGAACUUCCUGAAGAACUAUAUGCAGAUGAAGUACAUCAAUUUGGUGCUCCUACAAUAGAACUUGAACCAGAGAAAGAGAAAACGAAAAAGAAAUAAUGUAUCAAAGUAGAAAAAGUAAAUGUAAAAAAAUUGACAUAAAUAAAUUUAAUAAAAACAACAA